CCGGAAUUGUAAACGUUAACGGAGGUUUCACUUUUCUGCUCUCUACCAAAACGAGAAGUCCUAUCCCUCUUCCAGGUUGCCUACUAUCCACCGCAACCAGAGGCGGCUACUUCUCUCCAUCGCAACCGACGACACAUAAUCGCGGAAGAUGAAUUUAGCGGCAACGGAGGCUUCAGUACAGGGAGCGAAGGAAACCUGGCUGCCAGAGCACAAUCGCGGAAGAGGAAAUUAGCCCAAUCAACUGCGAUUUUCGAGCAAUUGAAGGUUUCUCCUGAGAAAAUUCUAAAAACUUCGGUAUGUGCUUGGUUUAUUCAUCAAAUCUAUUUUAGGGAUUUUUAUUGAGAAACAGGUACUGGAAUUUUCUUACAAGCUCUUGUUCUCACUUCUCAGAGCAUAUUUGGCCAAAUAAGCUUUUGAUUUCUGUUCCAAAUAGUCAUUUUUUAUGCUUCUGUUCUGGCUUUGUUUAUUUUCUGUUUUGGCAGCAAGGAUUAUCCUUUUGUUUUUUCUUGAUAGGACUGGUGUGAGUAUACAUAAGAACAUGUUUUUAUAUUAACAAUUCCAUGGAGGCUUUAACUUUUUUAAUAAAUGAAAGCACAAAGACAUUAUUUCUAUCCAGCUGUUUAUUCAAGUCUCUAGAGUACGCAUCGCUCAGAGAGAAAAGAGUGCAAUGAAAAUAUAUUAUCAGACCUUGCAUACAGCGAUUAAGAGACACCAUUGUUAACUUCAUCAGAACAAAAGUGAGCACCUAGCAUCAUUACAUCAUCAUCUUAUCAUGCAUUGAUGGUCUAUAGUGACUUAGCAGCUCCAGAAUCCAGUAGUAUAGAACAAUACCAAUACAAGAAAAAUGCAUUAAAUCCAUAAAUGUAUAUUACCAUAUCUUUCAGUUCAAACUUUAGGUAUGGCCGUGUGGGUAUAAUAAUGUGGGUUUCUAGUAUGCACAAAAUGUUAGUGCCAACCCACAGAUAAAAUAAAGGGAACAUAAUUGGUCAUAACUCUCUUUCAUGGGCAAAUAAAAUCCACAAAAUAAAGGGGAUAGAGUUGGACCUGAAAUCCCUUUUCACGGGCAAUUAAAAUUCACAGUACCUCAUUUAAAAGUAUAGCAAGAUAUGCUCUGCCAUUUCUAGAGUUCACUGUUCUUCCACAUCCAGUCCCAGGGAUCUUAAUCCUAUAUUCGGAAGUAAACAGCCUCUAGUUAUGGCUUAUAAGGCGGUUAAGACAACAAAGCCUGGGCUUGAAAUGCCUGGGCUUGAAGAGCCACAUGAGCAAGAGCAAGAGCACAAAAUCAGAAUCACACUUUGAUAAAAAAAAUGUGAAGUCGAGUCUGGGGACUUUUUGAAGCAACUGGAAUAUCUGAAUCCGAAUUCAGCACAUGUGGAUGUUUGUAAAUUUCCUUUCAACGAGGCAUCAGGUUCACGUUUAUCCUCUCCUCUCCUGUUUUUCUUCUUCUGUUCAUGUUGUUGUAAAAGCAUUCUGGAAUAUCAUCAUUCACAUGUUUGGUAAUUCCAGAAGAAAAAAAAUACUAAUAAGUUCUUUUGCUUUUGUGACUAUUCAAGACUUUCUGUGUUGGUUUAUUUGCAUAGAUUCAGACAUGGAAACGGCUGAGGUUCUGAUAAAGAUUGGUCUAGAAGAACCAAGUCGAUGGGUUUGGGUAACAGAUGACAUGGCUCCCAAUAAUGUUGAGGAAAGGAGUGGAAUUGAUAAUGAAAGUUAUGUAAUUGUUAACGAGGAUUUGAUUGUAGAUGCAGUUGCAAACUUCAUGGCUAGAUGCAUUAUGUCCAACAGGAAAGCUCAGAGCAUGACUCCCCAGCAGCUUCAAAAGACGCUGAAAAAAGCAUUGGGUGGCAUGAACAAGUUGGAGGCGAUGCUCAACAUUUGGAGUGCGGGAAAGUUGUUUUAUGCUUUCUCUACAUGGGGACUUGCUCUUGCAGGGUUGUACAGCAGUCGAAGUGUUCUGAAACUUGCUGCUUUGGGCGUUCACACAACGAGCAAAGUGGUUAUGAAAGCUCUUUGAGUUAGUGACGUGGUAUGUGUAACUGUGUAAGCGUACAGUAUAUUAUUUGAACUUUCGCUUGUAAAUACCAUCAAGGUUGUUCUUUCCUUGGGAACCAGAUCCUAUUCCAGAAUCCAGAUAAGUGUAAACAGAAAUUGGUGUUGAUACUAAGCCUACUAUGCACUUUGAAGAUCAAUAUAAUUGUAAAUUCCAGAUGACUUUGUG
Molecule: messenger RNA, 2215 nt
Organism: Cuscuta epithymum
Lineage: Eukaryota; Viridiplantae; Streptophyta; Magnoliopsida; Solanales; Convolvulaceae
Source: the annotation of a GenBank genome assembly